Fraxinus pennsylvanica is the source of this 1263-nucleotide messenger RNA. Lineage: Eukaryota; Viridiplantae; Streptophyta; Magnoliopsida; Lamiales; Oleaceae. The record is from the annotation of a GenBank genome assembly.
AUGGACACAAUCAAGUCAUUCAAGGGCUAUGGCAAAGUCGAUCCACAGGAAGAACUUGCAUUCAAAAGGAAAACCCGUAAGCGUCUAAUUAUUCUCAGCAUUUCAUUAAUAGUUUUGGUGGUUUUGAUUAUUGGAGCAGUAGUUGGAACCCUUGUUCAUAACAAGAACAAAAAUGGUUCCAAUGAGGUGCCUUCAACUCCAACUUCCUCAGCAGCUGCAAUCAAAGCUGUUUGCAGUGUGACCCAGCAUCAAGAAUCGUGUUUCACGAGCUUGUCGUCAAUGGACUCCUCAAAUUCCACUGACCCAGAAAAGAUUUUUCAGUUUUCUUUAAAAGUGGUUAUGGAUUCUCUUGAGAAUUUGUCUACAUUCCCAGAGGAAUGGAUGAAUAGAACCAAUGAUCCACGGGUUAGAGAGGCGCUGCAAGUCUGUAAAGUCGUGUUGGAUGAAGCUGUAGAUUAUCUUAACGAUUCUAUUUCCACCAUGAAUGUGGAUAAGGGAGGGAAGUUGAUUUCAGUACCCAAGAUCGCGGAUCUAAAAACAUGGCUAAGCACGAUUAUUACAGAUCAAGAAACGUGCUUAGAUGCUCUCGAUGAAGUGAACGCGACUAUAGUUGAAGAUGUGAAGCUGCUGAUGAAGAAUUCAACUGAAUACGCCAGCAAUAGCUUGGCCAUUGUGUCGAAACUGCUCGGAAUUCUUGGAGAUUUUGGUAUUCCUAUCCAUAGAAAGCUUUUGGGGACUAUGGAUUCUGGGUUUCCCAGAUGGGUUUCGGCAGGUGACCGACGGCUCCUCCAGGCGGCGAUGCCGAAACCAGAUGUGACGGUGGCGAAGGACGGCGGCGAUGUGAAGACUAUAAAAGAGGCGGUGGCAAAGAUUCCAAAGAAGAGCAAAAAAAGAUUUGUUAUAUAUAUUAAGGCUGGUGAGUAUGUAGAGAAUGUGAUUUUGGAUAAAUCUUUGUGGAAUGUGAUGAUCUACGGCGAUGGAAAGACGGCCACCAUUAUUUCCGGCAGCUUGAAUUUUAUCGAUGGUACUCCAACUUUCUCCACAGCCACAUUUGCUGCUGCGGGCAAAGGAUUCAUCGCAAGAGAUAUCGGGUUCAAAAACACGGCGGGAGCAACAAAGCAUCAGGCAGUUGCCCUAAGGUCCGGUUCUGAUAUGUCUGUGUUCUACCGAUGCUCAUUCGACGGUUUCCAAGACACCCUCUAUGCACACUCGAACCGGCAAUUUUACCGCGAGUGUGAUAUCACCGGGCAAGAAGGACCCUAA